This is a messenger RNA of Lymnaea stagnalis (great pond snail), 7358 nucleotides long. The record is from the annotation of a GenBank genome assembly. NCBI's taxonomy places the organism in Eukaryota, Metazoa, Mollusca, Gastropoda, Lymnaeidae.
ACUCAUCCAGCCGGUCAUUUCUAUCCUCACCUUUGUCAAGGGCUCCUUGUUGCUAGGAACUGUAAGUUUUAAGGAGGUGACUGACCCCUCAAAAUAUUGCUCAUGGGACAAUACACCAGAUAAUGUGACGAUUCUACUUUAAAAUCUUAAAUUAAUUUAAGGAGAUUUUUAUUUUCAUCCUUAAAAAGGAGUAUACCAUUUUAGAUGGCAUGCUUAAGAAUUUAAAAAAAAAAUUUUUUGAUGCUCAUUUGCAUUUCCAUCAUGACGAUAAAAAAAAUUGACUAAAUAUUUAUUUCUGAAAAUUAUGGUGAUAAUAGACAAGCUUUCCUAAAUUUGUAUUAGCCCAUAUGCAAUCAUAAAAUGUUAAUUCUAUCAAUAAUGUUCAAAAAAAUUUAAGUACUGCUUUAAAUCUGAUCCUACUAAGUAAAUAUUUCAGGCUGCUGUUACAUUCUACGUAGGGCUGGCUGUGGCUGAGAAAAUCAACAAUGAUUUCUCUUAUGUUGGUGGACCUUUCCUCAUGGGCACCGUAGCUCUUGGUGGGUUGAGUUUGCAAGUUAGGUUAUUUCAAGUACCAUUUUAUGUAGAUUACACCCAUUGUCAAAUUCAUUUUAAAAAUCUUAAUUUUUAUAAACAAUUAAAUUUUUUUUAAAAUGUUCAUUUUUGUGUGAGUUCUAAGCUCAUAAAUAGGUUACUAGCUUAUUGAAUGAAAAGUAGGGUUUAUUUGUUUGUUGACUUUUUUUUUUUUUUGAGCAUGAAAACAAUCCCCUAAAAUAUAUAAAUUGGGGUAUUACCACCAGGUGAUUUGAGCUCUUCCUGGCUGUAGUGAUACAUAAUAUAUCAAUUUAUAGAAUUGAACCUGUAGUGAGCUAUGCACAGAUGGCUAUUGUGUUUUUUAAAUUCAUUUUUGAGCACUAGGCAGUGUUAUAUACAUAAAUAUACUGAAAGUAUUUAUAACAAAAGUAAGGGGUUUUUUUUUCCCCUUGAGGAAGUUUUUUUAAAUAUUGCCCUGAAUGGUUUCUCAUUCAUAUGUUUAAGAUACCAUUCAGAGCAAUUUUUUUUUAAAACUGUUUUCUUCCAUGAAAAUUACUUUUUUUUAGAAUAACUUCUCAAAGGGAAAAAAACAACCUUUCUUUUGUUAUAAAUCCUUACAGACCGAUGUUAAAGUAACAUUUCUCAUUCAUAUGUUAAGAUAUGUGUCUUUAAAAUCUGGCUAUGAAUGGUGUCUUUAACAUCUGUCUGUGAAUAGUGUGAUUAACAUCUGAAUGUGAAUGGUGUCAUUAACAUCUGGCUGUGAAUUGUGUUUUUAACAUCUGGCUGUGAAUUGUAUCAUUAACAUAUGAAUGUAAAAUGUGACUUUGUUGUAAUGAUAUUUUUUGGCUUGAAAUAUGGUACAUCCAUUAACAACGUGUGUCACUUUGGGCUGUCAUUGGAACUUUGGUACCGUAUCAUACUUAUUUUGUUCACUUUGAGAAAGGAGGUAGUAAAGAACUGUUUGAAAUAUUCAGUAAGAGAAUUAACAACUGCAUAAAUCAAACAGAAAAAUUCCAAACAUUUCACUAGUUAACACUAUUGAUUCCAUUUUGUAUUUCUAUACUUUGUACAGCCACCCUCCUCGCUUUUUUCUACCAUUAGAUUUAACAUCAGUAGAUUUGCAUUUUUAUUGUAUUUAAUAUUUUAAUAUGUCUACUUACAUAUUUACUGACUUGCAAUCUACUAGGUGGUGUUUGCAAUACAAUGCCAUAUACAUUUGAGAAAGUCCCUUUCAAGAAAAAGCCAGUAAGACUGUUAGGGUAUUUCUGCAUUAUUAAGAUUUUUUAAUUCUUUUUUUUUUUUUCCCCUUCAUUUCUUUCUAUUAUCUAUUGGGAUACCUUUAAGAUUUGAAAUUGAGUGAAGAAUUUUUUACGUUUUAAAAUUUGACGAAAUUAAUUAUUUAUAUUCUGUCAAUAUUACGUCUUGAUAAGUUAUUUUGAAACAUAAUUUUAACAUGUUUAGCCUUAAGGAGCCUGUCUUAAAAUUAUUGUUGACUGUUGUCCACAGUCUGGUGUGAAGAAAAGCCAAUAUUUUUGCCUUAAAAAGGGUCUUUUGAAUAAGUUUGUAUUUUAAGUGCAAGAAAAAUUUGGUGGCUGGCAUUAGCAAGGGUUUAGCUUUUACAAAUUUGUUUUUUCUUCAGAUUUUUAAUUACAGACUGGCUGUGCAACUUGGUUUAUGGACUUGUGUUUUACUCAAUAUUUUAUGGUAGGAAUAUCUUUGCCUUUUUUUAUUUUAGAAUUUAGUCUUUGAAUUUUCAUUCAGGAAAAAAUAUGUAAUCCACCUCCUUUCAAAGAUUCAGUUAACUGUCAUUAGGAAAUUGUUUUUAAGAUAAAGAGAUGAGAUGGCAAAUUUCUGAAUGAAAUAGUCAUUUGAUGAAUCUGAAAAGCAGGUUAAAAUCUUGCUUUAUUUUUAUUUUAAAUGCUGAUAUUUAUUACCUGGAUCUGGACUUUUUUUUUAUUUUCAAUAAUGCAAGGGUCAUACCUUUACAAUAAAAGUUGAUUUUAGAAAAAAUUCACCAAACUAAAAAGUUAAUAUUUUCUGACCUAAUCAGCUAAUCUUUUUCAUGUGACGUUUAUAUUGGUGUAAAGAAAUUUUAAACUCACCAGCAGUUAAAGUAAACUGAACUAUACUCUUUACUGUUCAACAUUUAGUAAAUAUUUUAAUAUCCCUUUAUUGUAUUUAGUCCACAUCCAAAUUUGAUUUUUUUUUAAAGUUUGUAUAGUUUAUUUUCUGUUUCUAUUGAUGACUCUAAUUUGAUAAAGUUUAUGAGAGUUUUAAAUGAAAAUUUUGAGCUCAAUAUGAAAUUUAUUAUCUGUUGUUUUUUUUUCAGGUGCUGGGCAGUAUUAGACAUAGUACCACAAACUAUUGAAAUGGCCUGCUCAUCUCGGACAAUAAGUGGUCAAUUAUACUUAAAUUCAACCAGUGUGACCGAUGUCUGCAGAGGGGAACUCUCUCUUGAAGGGUAAAUAAUGUAAAUUAAUUAAUUUAAACUAAAAUUGUCAAAAUAACAACAAUGGUUUUGCAAAUUGUUUUUUUUUUUUAAUUGAAAUUUAAAAGAAACAAAGAUUGCCUUUAUGUGAGCAUGUUAUCCAUUAGUAGUCUCCCCUGCCUCCACAAGUAAGUUGACUGAACCUGAAUCUUAAGAUAAAUACCCUUAGUCUUUAAGUGGGCAUGUUAUCCCCCCAAAAAAAUUUCACCUGAAUCUUUGGAUAGAAAUCUGGGCUUUUCAAAUACUCACACUUCUAUUUAUUAUUAAUUACAUACCAAAUAACUACUUUCCCUUUACCAUUCUUCCCCAGUGCUGCAUCAAAGGGAGAGAUCUCCACCAUUCCUCUGACAAAACUCUUACAACUUGACCAUCCGAACUUCACCUGGGUAGCUGUGCUGAUAGAAGUGUUUAUAGUGGUCAGCAUCAGCGUGUCCUACCUGACCAUAGGCACCGCUCUACAUCAUACUUGUAAGAUGGUUGUGAUCCAUCUUCUUAUCAUGAACAAGUUGAAGAUUUUUUUUUUUUAAAUAUUUGUAGAUUUACAGAAUGUUACUUUCAAAGAGCUGUUGUUUUUUUUAUAUGCCACAUCAAAUUAUUGUUCUUUAAUCCUAUCUUUUAAUACUCAAGUUAUAAAACAGCAUUAAAAAAUUACUGUUAAGCAGAAUCUGGCAAAUGGACCAGCAGUACAACUGGGGCAUCUUUCAAAAUUUGUUCGAAAAUAAAUUUUAAUUGAAUUGUAGUUUCUCAAAAGCUAUUUAUAAUCUUAUUGUACGCUUAAUGCUCCACAAAAGUAUAGAUUGUUAAUGCAACACUGGCAGUGGUGAUUUCCCACUCAAGAGUUAAAGAGUACAAGAGUCAUUAUAUAACUAGAGGUUCAAUUCAUGCUUGUUUAUUAGGGAUAUUCCAUUAAUAGAAAUCUAAAGAUUAAUUUUACCUCAUGGAUUUAAAAAUUAAGAGUUUAAGACAUUUUCAUAGUAAAAGUUACAAGCUGUAAACUGCUAAAUUUAAAAGAUGGGACUUCACACAUUUGUAAACCCCACAUACGUAACUUGUGUCGGUGUCAAUAAUUAGAAUAUUUUUUUUUUUAAUUCAGUGAGUGGCAUUGUGGUGUCUUUUAACAUGAGGAAAUCAGCUUCAACAAUGAGCAGAAUCAAGAACAAGAAAAAAUUCCCCAAGGAAUGGUGAGUCCAUCUUUAAGCUUAUUAUAGGGGUCUGUUAUGCAUUAACCUUUGUUAAAAGCACUCAAUUAGAUCAUUUAUUUUUAAUUAGUUAUUAGAUUUAUUUGUGUGAUACAAAUUAUAUAAAGACAAUAAUGAAGGCAUUGCACAGUGUUUAAAGUAUUUUGCUGAUACUUUUUAAUUUGCUGAUAGACUGUAAAAGCAGAUGACCAUCUUAUAAUCUCAUUUGGGUGCUGAAAUGAAAAACAUGAUAAUAUAAUUGUAUCUGCUAAACUGCAUUUAGCCUCACAGAUUAUAUUAGCAUUAAAUGUACCAUACUCAAUUAUUUAUUUGUCUUGUUUUUAUUUUUUAUAUAUUUUUUUUUUAAAAGCUGUCUGAGUUGUUUAUUAUCUCUCCAUAAUUAUAUAACAUUAAAAAUAGGAAACCUUUUGGUUAUAAACUGUUAUUAUUUUAAAGGAUUUUAUUUUUAAAAAAGAAUUAUCAUAUUCUAUUUAAUUAUUUAAUAUACUAUUUAAUUGUGUUUUAUUUGAUAGGCUUGCCAAAACAGGGUUAUCGAUGGCCGCCUUUACAAUUGUAUUUGUUGUCGCAAUGCUAGAUCCAGAGGUAAGUGGCUCUUUUAAUGCUUCCUUAGGUACAUUUUUUCUCUGUUGUGAAUGAAUAAGUUCAUAUUUUGUCUUUAUUAUUUUUGAUACCGUAGUGUCCUGUCUUUUCUUUUCAAGCCUCAACAAAGCUUGUUCCACUAUUUAUUUUUUUUAAAUUGAAAUCUUACAAAACGUAUGAAAAAAUAAACCUGACUCUUUUUAAAGUCAAAAGCAACUGUUAAGGCUUUUAUCUAGAAAUAUUUUUCAUUCAGGCUGAAUUUUUUAAAAAGAAAUAUUUACACAUUAACUGAAAAUUAUGUGAUGCGAAAAAGUUAUACAAAAAAAUAUAUAUAUAUGUAUAUAUAUAUAUUCGGCAGGGCUUUGUGGAUAUCCUAGAAAAGUUGGUGUCUUUCACAUUAAAUACUGAAGUUGGUGUAUUCAUCUUUUUGAUGCUCAUAUUUGCCAGGAAAGAACCCUUCAAGUAAGUCUUCAGAAUAAUUACAUUCAUCUAUCUUGAAUUAAAUUGAACUAACUUAAACAUAAACAAUUAUGUUCAUUAAAAAAAAUUUUUUAUCAAUCCAAAGGAAUGAUUUAUUUAAAGUUAUUUGAGCAAUUUUUUUUUUUUUUUUUUUUUUUAAGUUUUUUUGAGUAAUUUUUUUUUUUUUUUUUUUUUUUAAGUUACUUCAAUCUGAUUCAUUAUAUAAUUAAUGACCUUUGAAGCCUAAAUUAUCUUUUGAAAUAGGAAGAUUCAAUCGGUAGCUAUAUCCAAGUACACAAAUUUAUACUUUUUAAAAAAGAUUUUCUUUAUACUGGCACUUCAGUCUCGUGGAGGGUAAUUUUUUUUGUUGACACACUUGACAUUUUAAGAGUGAAUCAUUCUCCUGCAGUGUUCACCUGGUGAACAGCUGGAAAAGGGUGGGUAGGGGAGUGAGCGAGCUCCUUAAAACUGGGUCAACAACGGCUGGUCGACACUGUAGCUCAAAUUAUCGUGGUUGAUCGCCUUUGCUUUGUUGAUUCGACAGGUGGUGGGUGAGCUCAGAUCUACUUUUUAAAGACUUUCUUUCUACUCGCAUGUCCAUCAUGUGGAGGGUAAUUUUUGUUUGUUAACACUCGUGGAAAUUUAAGUCUUUCUUGUGCAGUGUUCACCUGUUGAAAGGCUAGUAAAAAAUACUGGGUCGACGGAGGCGGGUUGACACUUAAGCUCAAAUUAUCGUGUUUGACUAUUUCAACCUUGUUGAGUGAAUGGGUGGGUUGGUGGGUGAGCUUUGAUCUUCUUUUUAGUUGUAUGGCUAGGUAAAUAGAUAAGUCACUUUAACCAUGAUUUUUGUAAGCAUUUGAUGUUUUAAAAAAAGUAAAUAAUUCCAUAUUUGUUGAUAAUUUACAAAAUUUUAAUUUCAAAACCAAAAUGUAGGAAAAAAAAAUGUUUUUAAAAACUUUUAAAAAAAGAGACUUUCAAUCAAAGAUGAGUUAAAACACACUAAAAAGUAGAAAAUAUUUUUUUCUUAAAUUCUUAAAAUUUCUCAAAGAAAGUGUGUUGAGAAAAUAUUUUAAAAAAUUAAUAAAAAUAAAACAUUUAAAUUUUGUCUAUAUUCAUUUCAAAUAUUUUGGCUUCAUAGAAUGCUCAUCUUCACUUCUGCACAGUCUUUCUUUUAAAUGUAUUGUUUGAAUAUAAUAAGUUACUUCAAGGAAUUCUUUUUUGGACCAAAGUAAAUUAGAUUACUUUCUGUUUUUAUGAGUUCACAACACAUGAAAUGAUGUUAUUUCACUGAGUGAGAACACAAUAGCUCCAAAGUCUCUUUAGAUUAAAAUUGCUGUGAUAAUUUAUGUAAUUUAAAAGCUCAAGCCAGGCUUUUGCCAGUCAUCUUGGUAGAACCUAUUAUUUUAGUAAAAAUACCAAGUUAAAUCAAGACAGAUUUUUUAAAUCUCCAAACUAUUAAUUCUUUAACUGAAUUUUUGUUUAAAAAGUAAUUAUUUCAGCUUUUCAAAUAGCUCUUGAUAUUUUUUCUUUCUCAAAAUUCAAUGUUAUGUCCCUUAUUUGAGAUAAUCACCUUUCUGUUUUUUUGUUUUUUUUCUCCCACAGACACCUGGAGAUUCCCUUACCUGUAUCCAAGUGCCUCUACCGUCUCAUCUACCUGCUUCCCCUGUUUUUCAACUUUGCUGUAUUCUAUGACAUAUAUAGUACCAUUGCAGAUAUUGUUAAUCCUAGGCAAUACCCCAGCAUUCUUAUCAACAUCUCAUUACCAGGGAUCAACACAACAGGAUCUGACAUUCUGAGUAAUGUUACAGGUAACCUGUCAACAACAACUGUUGCACAUCAUACUUGAGCAAGGUAUAUAUACAUACACAGAAAUGGGAAAUGAGCAAUAAUAACAAAAUUUAGAAAAUCACACAAUUAAGUAUUUAUAAAUAUAAGAACUUCAAUGUUGUUAGAGGUAGCUAAGAAAUAUUUGGAAAUGGAACACAAAAUUAUGGAAAUGGUAAUUUUUUAUCAAAAGAAAAAAUUUUUAAGAAAUAUCAGGCUCAUAUUAUAACUUUUAAUUUCAUGUGUUAAGUGAAGCAUUGAUAAAAUAUCCAGUUGGU